Molecule: messenger RNA, 579 nt
Organism: Choloepus didactylus (southern two-toed sloth)
Lineage: Eukaryota; Metazoa; Chordata; Mammalia; Pilosa; Megalonychidae
Product: zinc finger protein 596-like
Exons: 1
Biological process (GO): regulation of transcription by RNA polymerase II
Molecular function (GO): RNA polymerase II cis-regulatory region sequence-specific DNA binding; DNA-binding transcription factor activity, RNA polymerase II-specific
Source: RefSeq, a predicted model, not a curated record
UGUGGGAAGGCCUUUGGUAAACGUUCUCACCUUAGAGCACAUGACAUAAAUCAUACUGAAAAGAAGAAACCAUUUGAAUGUCCUCGAUGUGGAAAAACCUUCACUCAUCAUUUUUACCUUAGACGACAUGAGAGAAUUCACACUGGAGAGAAACCAUAUCAAUGUCUUCUUUGUGGCAAAGCCUACACUACUGAUUCUAACCUUAGGUCACAUGAGAGAAUUCACACUGGCGAGAAACCGUAUGAAUGCCAUGUAUGUGGGAAAGCCUUCAAAACAUCUUCUCAUCUUCGAAGCCAUGAGAGAACUCACAGUGGAGAGAAACCCUAUGAAUGUCACCGAUGUGGGAAAGCCUUCACUCAGUGUUCAUCCCUUAGACAACAUGAGAGAACUCACAAUGGAGAGAAACCAUAUGAAUGCUCUUUAUGUGGGAAAGCCUUCACCAGUGGUACUGGCCUUAGAAUACAUGAGAGGACUCAUACUGGAGAGAAACCCUAUCAGUGUCAUAUAUGUGAGAAAACUUUCACUACUGUAGUGUUCUUAAACUACAUGUCAGGACACACAUGGAGAGAAACCCUAUGA